AUAUUCGCUCCUACAAUAAACGAUCUGUGUUCGCGGCGCUGCCACAGUAACGUGCAAGAGGUGGUCGUCUGCUAGCAACAGGUGUGGAGAGAGUGGAGGAAACGAAAGGUUCAGAUAUCGUGCGAGGAUACGGCAAAGAUAUUGAACACUUGAGAUGUCAGUAGCAAAGAUGAACCAGGAAGACGUUUUGGCAAAGCUGAAGAGGGAUGUUCGUUCCUUGCUCAUUUCAUCGAAGAAGGGCUUGGACGCUGAGCAGCUCAGGCAAGACUAUCUCACCAUGUUGGGGCAUCCCAUGCCCCUGAAACUCCUGGGCUUCAGAAACAUUAUGGAUAUGGUGAAGGAGAUGCCUGACGUGGUGUCAAUUAACUUCAGGGCAGAUGGCAGCUCAUUUUUAAAGGCUGUUAGCGACGAGUCCACCCGAAACAUAGAGGAGCUGGUAGCUAAGCAGCGCACGUCUAAGUCCAACAAGAAGGUCAGGAGGGGAGGUGUCAGCUACUUCUCGCCCCGCUACUGUUACCUGUCCCCCUCUGUGGUCCUUCCCAGAAGAGGUCGUGCUCCUCUGGCUCUCCCUGCCCAUCUGAGGGCACAGCUCCGCCUACUGCUUGCCCAGGGUCCACUCAGGUUGUGUGAUUUGGAGGCUAGCUUCCUGCGCUGCUUCGGCCACCCGCUGCGUGUCCAAAACUACGGCUUCUACUCCACUGGAGAAAUGCUGGAGGCAGCGUCAGAUCUGAUCCUUAUCCACCAGGGCAGGCUGGGCUCAGUUCUGACCCUGAGGGAACAUAUGCUGCCCAGGCCGCUGCCCAGGCCGCUGCCCAGGCCGCUGCUCAGACCGUCCGGGUUACCAAGGAGGACUGGACCAAUAAAGUCAGAACCGCCUAGAACGGACAAGUCAGCCUCCAAACAGCCAGACACAAGAGCUCAGACACCAACAAUACACCCAGUCCCGGUGAGACAGGGUCCUCUGAACCAGCCCGCUACUGAGACUACCUUGGGCCCUGUCCAUAAAGAGUCAACAGUUGUUAGUAACAAGCCAGAGAUGGUUGAGAAGAACCCAGAAGCGGACCCAGAGCUCUGCCAGGAAGGUCGCCUCUUUGAGAAACGUGUCCUCAAGCUGGAGGAGGAGCUUCGCCAACAAAUCCUGGAGAAUGGAGUCGCUGGCACCAUUAGUCAGGAGCUGAAGGACAAGCUACGGAAGGUUGUAGGUCAGACCAGUGGUGGAUUAUCGGUGCAUGAUCUGCCUGCUGAGUACAAGAGGCUUUUUGGUGAGGACGUGCCGCUGCUACAGAGCGGUUUUGUCAGUGUCACUGAACUGGUCAGUGCCAUGAGUGACACCUUCCACCUGAAACCUGCAGAGUGUGACAAUGGACAACACUGGAUAGUCACGGACAUAAAGGACAAUGACAUUACACAAUCAGACUCAAAGGAGCUGCCAUUUAAGAGCUACUACUUCAGCUGUGGAGAGUCUCCUUGGGAAGGCAAACUGGAAGGAUACGAUGAGAAUAUCACAGCAGAUGACAAGAAUGAGGAGCUAGAGACCAGUAACAACUCUAAGACCCAAGAAAUGAUGUCUGAGAUGUACCCAGCCAUUCAGGUGCAUUGCAGCCCUGCGGUGCCCCUGGAUGCCCUGCAGAGUCAACGUCUCAAACGGCCGACGCACCAUGGUGCUCGUGAGCUGGUAGAAGUCCUCGUGGAACAAGUGGAGUCGCCUGGACAUUUCCACAUCCGCUUCAGCGAGAGUGAGGAGGCCAGAGCUAUGGAGGACAUGAUGAUUGAGAUGAGACGAUCUUACACCUGUCCUGAGGUAUCAGGGCGCUACCGCCUCCCUGAGCGAUUUGUCCGACGGGGUCAGGUCUGCUGCGUGUCACCCAAAGGAAUGUGGUUCUACCGGGUGGUGAUCCAUCAGAUCAUCAGCCCCACUCAGGUCGAGGUGUACUAUGUCGACUUUGGCGAAAUUACCGUGGUACAGACAGCCAACCUCAAGUUCCUCAAGUCAUGUUAUUCGGUUCUUCCAGCACAAGCUGUUCCGUCAUCACUCGCUGGAAUUAAACCCACCAAUGGCAGCUGGACUGCGGAGGCCACUGCUUCUUUCCAGAAGCUGUGCUGUGAUCGCACCCUGGUGGGUGCUUUGGAUUGUUACAUUGGAGAUGUGCUGCAGCUCUACCUGUGUGACACACGUACUGAUAAAGACAUCUACAUCCACACUGUCCUGCUGAGCCAGGGCCACGGGACAGCAUGCAGCCCUGCAGCCAGUGCAGCACUUUGUGCCCAGGACAGCCCAGUGAGUCUCUACCUGGGGGAGGGAAUGGUUGACCUGCCAGAGGUAGAAGAGGAGACGUAUUCCUCCCCCAAGCCAGCAAACAUGCUUGAACAGUCCGUGUCUGCUUCACUGAAGGAAAUAGGAAGUUUCUUGGUGUCUCCGGUUGAAGAGGAAGAGCUGCCUGCCCUGGAGUUUAUUGAGGACACUGAGGUCAGCCCUGACUUCCAGGGUAAGGACGCCCACCCGUUCAAUGCUCUGCUAAAUGGCCAGACCCUCAGUUGUAGUGAAUUGGGCUGGGCCUUGACCCAUAAAUCGCCUCCUACCAACCCUUCUAGUCCCACCUCCAACCCUUUCGCCCCUCCAGAUUUGAUCCUGACCAAGACAACCCCAGCUCACUGUGAAACUGAUCUUAAAACACUGAGCAUGACUCCUCCACCAACUCCAUCCAGCAUUAAUUUUAGCUCCUGCUGUCUGACACCAGAAGAGGAACAGCACCGGCAGCAGGUCACUGCCCCCUUGUUGGUCAGGCCACCUACAGUCCUGAGGACCCUAAGUCUCCACACCCCUGACCUGGGCCAGGGGGUACCUGUUUCUUCGCUCCGUCUGCGAAACUCUGGCAUCCUGUUUCCUCUGUUUGGGGCCAGGUUACUUUGGUGUGCACACGUGUUCAAUCCGUCUGCUUUUACAAGAAAGGGCAUCCUGCCACUUGUCGUGGCAUCAUGCCACCCUUAUAAUUCCCAGCCCUGCCUCCUGUCGGUCUGAGAAUUUAUGGAGGCCUUGAAGAGACCGUGGGGGGCUGAGGGAGCUGCCUGUUGGAAGGACAGAGGGAAAGAAGGACUGAUGGCUGAAUCCCAUUUCUUCGCCUCACCCUUAUCCUCGAUGUCCCAGUUUAAACUUUUUCCUGUGAAGUGAAGUGACUGUUUAGCCCUCCUUCCUUACAGCAAAUCUAGUUUUCAGGAGGAUUUGAGUCUGUAACUACUAUGUUUAUCCUCUCAGGAACUAAUCUAAAUAGUGACUGACAUAACAUCCAAACAACCCAGAAUUAAUUUCCACUGUAGUUAUAUUGAAUGGGACUUUUCCUCAGAAAAACCCAUGUCAUUUCUAACAAAUUUACAAGUUACUUCCAGGAAUUAAUUAGCUGUAAGUUUGGCAGUUCCAACAGAAACACUAGCACCACCAAUUUUACAGCUGCACUUGAGUGAUCUUUACAGACAAGCUACCCUUUUGCUAGUAUAGAGGGAUGCAGGAGAUGUUGUUGGCACUUCCAUUCAUUGUUGGAUGAAUCAGAGCUAGCUGCUGCCAGAAAUCUGAUGGUAAAAUAAAGCAGCAGAUCAUUAAACAGAUUAACCACCAUUAAUCACAGAUAACUUUGAGAAUGAAAGUUCAUUUUUUACCUUGGAAACAAAAGUUUGACCAAAAAAAACUUAAGGCCAACUUACUAACUCUGGCCAGGAUGUUUGGGAUCCGGAGCAGGCAGAAUUGCAGUGGAGGUAAUGGCGGUGGAGAUGGUGUG
This is a messenger RNA of Siniperca chuatsi (mandarin fish), 3770 nucleotides long. RefSeq names its product tudor domain containing 5 (gene tdrd5). The coding region runs from base 155 to 3019 and encodes 954 amino acids. Gene Ontology annotation, biological process: spermatogenesis. Lineage: Eukaryota; Metazoa; Chordata; Actinopteri; Centrarchiformes; Sinipercidae. The record is from RefSeq and is a predicted model, not a curated record. The transcript has 21 exons.